CAUACAGCUUUGGAUGGCCUUUCAGUUCCAUUGCCUUCUUCUCUUUCCUCUUCCUCCUUAAGUUUAAUACCUCUCUAGUUCAUUGACCACAGCCAUGGCUCAGAUUCCACAGUUUCUGUUCGCUUGCCAAGAAGAAGUAAACAGUGACGUGACCUUUUUCUCCUUGCCGCCUCAGGCUCAAAAUGUUGCUGAGAACGCACCUACUGCAGCUACCAAUCAAGUCAUGCAUCUUCCCUUGAAUGCCGUGAAUGGUUCUAAUGAAAAAUUCAAUUCCAUCAGAGGAUUUGUUUGUUUUAUAUAUCAGCGGCGUCUUGUAGAUGGAAAUAUCGAACAUGUGCAGAUGAUAUGUAAACCUAACACUCAAGAAUCCUCAAUCUUACCGACUAUGAACACUACUAGGGUUCGUAUGAUGACCUAUUACGGGUAUGAUGAAGUUUAUAACCAGUUGAAGGUUUUGUCCAUGACUUGGCGAAACGGUAUGAAUUAUGAUAAUCAUCAAGUUCUGACUUUUGGACCUGGCAACGCAUGGAGAACUAUCCCUUGCAGCGUACCCCAUCAUUCAUCAAAGAAAGGGAUAUGCAUCAAUGGUGUUUUGUAUUAUCCAGCUAUCGAUAUGUCUACUGAUCAUGAUAUGAUAGUUUGCUUUGACGUAAACUCUGAAGUGUUCAGCUCUCUUCCAGACAUCAUGGAAACAAUGAUUGAAGCAGUGAAGUAUGGGUCUUUUAUACACUACAACGGUAAAUUAGGUAUACUUCAGUCUGAAAACAUUCUUGGUGUUGAUAAUACAAGUACAUACUUUACGAUGUGGCUUCUAGAUCAUGAAACGCAGGUAUGGGCUCAUCAGAUAUAUGAGUUCCCUGCUUCGUUUGAGGAUACAGUUGGAGAGGCCAUGUUAAGGUUUGAUGGAAUAAUCACUCUAACAAAUGAAGUUGUGUUCUCGUCUUACUAUCCUUCCAACCCGUUUUACCUUUUCUACUACAAUAUCGUUACAAAUACUUUCCGAAAAGUUGAAAUCGAAGGAAUGGAGGCCUACAACUACCGUUACACCUUUCUGAACUAAGUCAAGGUCUUAAAGCUUAUGCAAGUGCUUAUGUACUUCAUAACUUCAGACUUUGUUUGGCUCAAUGUUCUCAUCAUAUCAUCAUCAUCAUCACACGAUCUUAUUGGAUAUGGCUGUUUUCUGCAUUGGACUUUUUAUCCCUUUCCUUGUUUACUCUUUAUUGUAAGGUUUGGCUUCUUUUCUUGCUUUGUACUCUCUU
Camelina sativa (false flax) is the source of this 1259-nucleotide messenger RNA. RefSeq names its product F-box protein DOR-like. Gene Ontology annotation, molecular function: protein binding. NCBI's taxonomy places the organism in Eukaryota, Viridiplantae, Streptophyta, Magnoliopsida, Brassicales, Brassicaceae. The record is from RefSeq and is a predicted model, not a curated record.